This is a messenger RNA of Neogale vison (American mink), 1722 nucleotides long. RefSeq names its product cytosolic thiouridylase subunit 2 (gene CTU2). Gene Ontology annotation, cellular component: cytosol. The coding region runs from base 90 to 1718 and encodes 542 amino acids. Gene Ontology annotation, molecular function: sulfurtransferase activity; tRNA binding. The record is from RefSeq and is a predicted model, not a curated record. Lineage: Eukaryota; Metazoa; Chordata; Mammalia; Carnivora; Mustelidae. The transcript has 15 exons. Gene Ontology annotation, biological process: tRNA wobble position uridine thiolation.
GCGACGGCGUCGGGCUGACGUUAUUAAGGCGCGUCUUGCCGCCGCCGCCGCCGCCGCCGCCCACUGCUCCCGUGCGACUCCGAGCAGGCAUGUGCCAGGUUGGCGAGGACUACGGGGACGCAGCGCCCGAGGGGCCGCCGCCUCCGCGGCCUGGCCGUGAGCCGAAGUGUGUGAAGUGCAAGGAAGGCCCGCCGGUGGUGGUGAUCCGAGCGGGAGACGCCUUCUGCAGGGACUGUUUUAGGGCCUUCUACGUCCACAAGUUUAGAGCCGUGCUUGGGAAGAAUCGGUUGAUCUUUCCGGGUGAGAAGGUGCUCCUGGCGUGGUCGGGGGGGCCUUCAUCCAGCUCCAUGGUCUGGCAGGUCCUUGAGGGCCUGAGUCAAGAUUCUGCCAAAAGACUGCGUUUUGUGCCAGGGGUCGUGUAUGUGGAUGAGGGGGCAGCUUGUGGCCGGAGCCGGGAGGACAGAGCAAAAACCCUGACCGACGUGAGGCAGAUCCUGCAAACCCUCGGCUUCCCGUGGCACAUUGUCACCUUGGAAGAGGUGUUUGCUCUGCCGCCGUCUGUGCUGCGCUGCUCUGCCCAGGACCCAGUGGGGACCGUGGGGACCUACAAGGUGGCUGUGGACAGUUUUCUGCAGCAGCAACGUACGCUGGCGGCUGAGGGGCUCAGGGGUAGCCCCAGCUCAGCCCAGGGGGAGGAACAGCCGAGCCAGCCCUGCACCCAGGACUCCCAGGACCCGGUUGGGCCACCGCCAGCGGCCCAGACUGAGGCUCUGUCCCAGCUAUUUAACUCUGUGAAGACAUUGACGGCCAAAGAGGAGCUUCUGCAGACCCUGCGGACCCACCUGAUCCUGCACGUGGCCCGGACCCAUGGCUACUCCAAGGUGAUGACAGGGGACAGCUGCACGCGCUUGGCUAUCAAGCUCAUGACCUGCCUGGCGCUGGGGAGAGGGGCCUUUCUCGCCUGGGACACGGGCUUCUCGGACGAGCGGCACGGCGACGUGGUGGUGGUACGGCCCAUGCGAGAGCACACGCUGAAGGAGGUCGCCUUCUACAACCGCCUGUUUGCCGUGCCCUCCGUCUUCACGCCAGCCGUCGACACCAAGGCUUCCGAAAAGGCCAGCAUCCACCGGCUGAUGGAGGGCUUCCUGCUCCGGCUGCAGGCCCAGUUCCCCUCUACGGUCAGCACCGUGUACAGGACCAGUGAGAAGCUGGUCAAGGCCCCGAGGGAUGGCUGUGCCGCUGGCCCCCGCUGCCUGCUCUGUAUGUGCUCGCUGGACGUCGACAGUGCUGAUAGUGCCACAGCUUUUGGGGCUCAGACCCAGGAUUUCUCGCAGACGCCGCCCCCCACCCCGCGAGCUAAGGCUGGGGCACCUGCAGGGCCCUGCUGUGCUGCAGGCCUGGGCGGGGCCCCGAACUGUUGGCAGGGGACCAGGCCCUGCGGGAGGGAGGGCUCCCGAGCCCGUGUCCUCGAGCACCUGUGCUACGCCUGCCGCGUGACCAUGAAGGACGUGCCGUGUUUGGACCCCCUGCCCCCUUACAUCUUGGUUGAGGCCCAGCUUCGAAGCCAGAGGCCCUCGGCGGAGAUCCAGGAGCAUCUGGUGGAGAACAGUGACGAUGAGGCACCCGCCAGCGGGAGUGGAGCCCGGGGCCCCCCGGAGCAGGAGGGCAAGGAGGCGCGGGCAGCACGUGAUUGUAUAAAUAAAAACUUCUUUAAUUAGAAAA